UUAAUCCCCAGGGAGAAGUGACGCAUGAACCCUUUCACUUCAAAGUCCGAAACAUCCUUUUCUCUCACUUUGAAGUUUGAAACUAUUUGGAUUCAGUCCCUUAAAUAAUCUUUUCAUCUUCGAGGAUCUUUGUUUGUCCUGUCCAUGAGAAAGAACCUUGUAAACUACAACAAGAUCAAGAAUGUCAAGGAAGGCCAGAUAUUUUGGUUCGGUUGAUCUCCAUGCCAAGUCAUGAUUUUUGGCCUUUGAACAGUGUAUUGUAUGUGGUAUGAAAUCCACACCAAGGCAUACAAAGUAUUUUAAGCAGGACAUAAGAAUUUACAGGUUCCAUGACAUACUGUAUCUUAGCAUGUAUAGGUGAAAAUAAGUGUCAUAUUACAGUAAAUUACAUAUUAUUAACUGCGCCAGAGCCGUUCACAUCUGUUCAUCACAGUUACCAUCCUGUGGGUUUGGAGGGUUUCCAUUUUCUGGGGUAAUUCUGAAAGUAGUUCAUUACAGGUGAUGUAUCAUAAAGUAUGAGCCAUCUGGCUGACUGUGGUAAUACUAAAAAUAUCAUAUGAUUUAGAGCAGUUGAAAAAAACAACUAAUUUCUUCUAUUACUAAAAAGAAAUACAAAUGUGUUAUUUUUUGAUUGUGAUUUAAAGGCAUCAACUAAAAUGAGAGUGUUUAAUUAAAAUAGUUCAUUUUCAUUUUAAACAUAAUUCUGUUAUGGCUGCGUAUUUGCAAGUAAGAUGCCUGCAAAGUGACGCUGAAUCAGAAACAAACUUCUCAGGCGUCUAUUUUCAGCACAUCAGAGACCCAAUUUCCACCAAAACACCAAGAACCAACUUUGCACAGCCUCAUUUUGAUGAACCUCUCACCACUUUAUCGUGCUUGUCCUCAUGCAAACCAAAUUUCAAAGUCAGAAAAAUACAAAACUCUGCGCUGGUCGUUGAAAUGAAAAUAGGGCCCUAACAACCACACUAGCUUCUCUGUGAGGCAAUACUUAGGCACAGCAGAGCUUUGCAUGCCAACAUGCUCACAGUGAAAUAGAUAGAUUCUUUAUUAUCCUUCAAGGAAAUUUGUUGCCACAGUCUGUACAGAGCCUCACAUGAAUACAUAGAUACACAAAUACAGUACACAUCCACAACAUAACUACAUGAAAGACAUAGCAGAGGGGACAAAACUCCUGCCAUAACUUUUCCAGCCCAUUUCCAGGCCAAGAAUCCGUAUCUGCGACCAGAUGGAAGCAGUAUGAAGAAUGGGUAGAGGGGGUGCAUGGGGUCAUGUACGAUGUUGUGUGCUCUGCAUGUGAUAGCUUUGCUGUUGAGGGUGGGGAGGCCAAUAAUUUUGGAGGCAUUUUGUAUGAUGUGCAUGAGUUUGCACAUAGACACAACACCAUGGUCAUGUUCCUAGAAACUCUGAUUCCAGUAUUGAUCCUGAUAUUUCAUAUAUUCCAAAAAGUGGGAGUCAAAUGUUCACAGCAGAUAUACUGUAGUUUUGAUAGAACUGAAGCUGACUUCUUGGAAACAGCAAACCUUCAUACACACCAAAACCACAGACCAGUAGAGUGUAGGUAUAAGAGCUAGGUAGUGGGUGUCUUCAUCUCAGUCACAGAAAGGGAAACCAGGACACACAGCCUGGGCUCGACACAAGAGGAGGCAUUACUAUCUUUUUAGAUUGACUUCAGUCUCGUCACUUCUUCAUCUUUUUCCAUCACUCCCCUUCCACGAUGACCGAUGACGACAGCUUCAACACCUCUUUCUACAUCUUCUGUAACUCCUCCACCAACUGCUCCAACUCCACCUCAGGAAUACCUUCAACCUCCAACCUCUAUCCCUGGUACACUGUUGCUGGUGUGAUUAUUGCAGUCAGUUGCCUGCUGGGUGUGCCUGCUAACAUCGCCAUAAUAGUAAAACUCUGCCACCGUCUGCACGGCUCAUCCAUCUCGCAGCGCCUCUUCUUCAGCCUGGCAGUGUCGGACCUCCUCUGCCUGCUCUGCCUGCCUGUUGCUGUUGUCAUUUUCUAUGAUGGACCGCAUUUGACACAUGAAGUCUGUCAACUUCUCAUUUAUUUCUUCUUUUUCUGCAUGACCUCGGACUUGAACAUUCUGGUGCUGAUAAGCAUCCAGAGGUACUACCAGGUUCUUCACCCCAAAAAGUGGGACGAGCUUCGCCGGAGAUGGCAGCGGGUUAUACUGUCCAGUGUGUGGCUUCUCGGAGCCCUUGUAGCUCUUCCUGUUGUGUUUUCACUGAUAGACGCGAAAACCGUGACAGAGCAGAACGACGGUCGUUCCUGCAAGAAUCAGAGGAUCACACCUGUGCUCGAAGCAGUGUAUAUUUUAUUCAUAGUUUUCAGCCACCUAGUCUUGUUGACCUUCUACCUGCUACUCGUUAGAGGGCUCAAAAAUAAUCAAAUGCCUAACAAGAAAGACUCUAGUGGUAGAUUUACUAAAAUUUUCAUUCGAAUAAUCGCCGUCUCCCUGGUUGUUGCCCUUCUUCCUCUCAUUCUCCGCGUGCUGUAUGUGGCCGCGCUCUUCACAGCAUCAGACCACCUGAUGCUUAUUAGUAGGAAGUUGACGUUUGUGGAAUGUUUUUACUUUUUCAGUCACUGUCUGAAUCCAUUCCUGUAUUUCUUUUCCUCACGGCAUCAAAAGAGAGACAGCGACAUGAAGAGAAAGACUUUUAUUGACCCUUAAUGACAUCUAAUAUCACUCCUGUAUUGCAGUAUCAUAUUUUAAACUUCUUCACACUCUGUAAACUGAAUAUCUUUGGAUUUUGGAAUGUUGAUCAGACGAAACAAGACAUUU
Molecule: messenger RNA, 2788 nt
Organism: Thunnus maccoyii (southern bluefin tuna)
Lineage: Eukaryota; Metazoa; Chordata; Actinopteri; Scombriformes; Scombridae
Product: G-protein coupled receptor 183-like
Exons: 2
Coding region: 1712-2677 (321 amino acids)
Biological process (GO): neuropeptide signaling pathway
Cellular component (GO): membrane
Molecular function (GO): G protein-coupled peptide receptor activity
Source: RefSeq, a predicted model, not a curated record